AGUGAAGCUAUGAGAAGUAAAAUCAAGAUGACCAGGCUCACAAUCCUUGCAGGAUUAUGUCUGGUGCUAUGCCAGCUGGCAACUUCCAAUAAGAUGGAGUGCUACUUCACUAACUGGUCCCAGUACCGACCUGGUGAAGGCAAGUAUAUGCCAAAAGAUGUGGACCCCUUCCUGUGCAACACCCUGCUCUAUGCCUUCUCCAUCAUCAACUCCAACAAUGAGCUGGUUACCUAUGAGUGGAACGAUGAGGUCCUCUACAAAGAUUUCAAUGCCUUGAAGAACAAAAAUUCUCAACUGAAGACUCUGUUGGCUGUUGGUGGAUGGAACUUUGGUUCAGGACAGUUUUCCAUCAUGGUGUCCACUCCUGCCAACCGUCAGAAAUUCAUCCAGUCUACUAUCACGUUCCUGCGGAAGCACGGAUUUGAUGGUCUGGACCUGGACUGGGAGUAUCCUGGAUCUCGUGGAAGUCCUCCAGGGGACAAGCAGAGAUUCACGCUGCUUUGCAGGGAACUUGUCCAAGCUUAUGCUGCUGAGGCCAAGUCCACUGGACAGCCUCAGCUCAUGCUGACUGCUGCUGUGUCUGCUGGUAAAGGAACCAUUGAUGGAGGAUAUGAGAUUGCUGAGAUUGCCAAGGAACUGAACUUCAUCAACGUGAUGACCUAUGACUUCCAUGGCACUUGGGAGCAAUUCACUGGACAUAACAGCCCACUGUACCGUGGCUCACAGGACUUUGGUGACCUCAUCUACUUUAAUGCUGACUUUGCCAUGAAAUACUGGCGAGACAAUGGCACCCCCGUGGAGAAGCUGAGGAUGGGCUUCCCUGCUUAUGGUCGUACCUUCCGUCUGACAUCAUCAAACACUGGUGUUGGAGCUCCAGCUAGUGGCCCUGCUUCAGCCGGCGCCUUCACUCGUGAAGCUGGAUUCUGGUCCUACUAUGAGAUCUGUGGCUUCUUAAACGGCAUCUCUAUCUGGUGGAUUGAAGACCAGAAAGUUCCCUAUGCCACCAAGAACCAAGAGUGGGUAGGAUAUGACAACAGGGAGAGCUAUGAAAUCAAGGUGCGCUACCUGCAGGAGCAAGGGUUUGGUGGUGCGUUUGUGUGGGCUCUGGACCUUGAUGACUUUGCUGGGCGUUUCUGUGGACAGGGUCCUCACCCUUUGCUGUCACACCUCCGCAAGCUUCUUGAUACUACUGUGCCACCAAUUACUACCACUCCUAACCCUGGUCCUACCACUACGACUCCUCCUACCACCCCGUCUCCUUCUACUCCCACAAUCCCCACAACCACAACCACCACUCGUGCGCCAGAUAACGGAUUCUGCAAGGGCAAACCUGAUGGCAUAUACGCCAACCCAGAUGACAAGACCAGCUUCUAUAUGUGCGCCGGUGGCAUCACCCAUAUCACAUACUGUGGAGCUGGAUCAGUCUUCGAUGACAAGUGCAAGUGUUGCGUCUGGCCCUGAACAACAAGCAGAGGAAAAUGUGCAUUGCAACUUAAAGAUGCAAUCUGUAACCAUUAUUAUCCUGGUGAAACAGACAGUUGAAGCGCCAGUGUAUCUACAACAUAUGCAGACCUUAGUGUUGUAUUGAUAUGCUGUGUUUUCUUGUGAAGUAUUUAAUAUAGUUUCCAGGUUGCAAAGAAAAGCAUUAAAGUACUUUGGAACCUA
Messenger RNA from Thalassophryne amazonica, 1665 nucleotides. Its product is annotated as acidic mammalian chitinase-like. NCBI's taxonomy places the organism in Eukaryota, Metazoa, Chordata, Actinopteri, Batrachoidiformes, Batrachoididae. The coding region runs from base 10 to 1461 and encodes 483 amino acids. The record is from RefSeq and is a predicted model, not a curated record. The transcript is spliced from 11 exons. Gene Ontology annotation, biological process: chitin catabolic process; carbohydrate metabolic process. Gene Ontology annotation, molecular function: chitin binding; chitinase activity. Gene Ontology annotation, cellular component: extracellular region.